Molecule: messenger RNA, 303 nt
Organism: Colletotrichum destructivum
Lineage: Eukaryota; Fungi; Ascomycota; Sordariomycetes; Glomerellales; Glomerellaceae
Exons: 1
Coding region: 1-243 (80 amino acids)
Source: RefSeq, a predicted model, not a curated record
AUGGCCACUGUCGCUCCGAAUGAGAUGACCUUCGGUCAGGAGUCGAAGACUGGUGAACACCUUAGCAACGCGACCACGCAGAUGAGGAUCAUUUCAAUCUCAGAAAACGGAGCAAAGAAUCCCGACCAGCAGUACGAGGCCAAGAAGAAAGUUCUAGUGGACUAUUUGAAAGAGGCAUCUCCCGAGUUUGCAAAGCUCGACGCGCUGCGCAAAAAGGCAAGUGAUCGUUUCUGUUCUCUCUAAAAAAGAAGAAGAAGAAGAAGAGGAAGAAAAAGGUCACACAGUGUACUGACCGUCGAUAGG